This is a messenger RNA of Fusarium mangiferae, 468 nucleotides long. RefSeq names its product putative clathrin-associated adaptor complex ap-1 small chain sigma1. The transcript is spliced from 5 exons. Gene Ontology annotation, molecular function: clathrin-cargo adaptor activity. The record is from RefSeq and is a predicted model, not a curated record. Gene Ontology annotation, biological process: vesicle-mediated transport; protein transport. The coding region runs from base 1 to 468 and encodes 155 amino acids. Lineage: Eukaryota; Fungi; Ascomycota; Sordariomycetes; Hypocreales; Nectriaceae. Gene Ontology annotation, cellular component: AP-1 adaptor complex; intracellular membrane-bounded organelle.
AUGGCCAUUCAAUAUCUCAUUCUCCUAUCCCGUCAGGGCAAAGUGCGUCUUGCCAAAUGGUUCACAACACUCUCCCCCAAGGACAAGGCCAAGAUCGUCAAGGAUGUAUCUCAGCUUGUGCUCGCUCGAAGAACGCGCAUGUGCAACUUUCUAGAAUAUAAGGAUACAAAGAUUGUCUAUCGCCGAUAUGCAUCACUCUUCUUCAUCGCCGGAUGCUCCUCCGAAGAUAACGAGCUGAUCACCCUCGAAAUUAUCCACCGAUAUGUCGAGCAGAUGGACAAGUACUACGGCAACGUUUGCGAGCUCGACAUCAUCUUCUCUUUCACCAAGGCAUACUAUAUCCUCGACGAAAUCCUCCUCGCCGGCGAGCUGCAGGAAACGAGCAAAAAGAAUGUUCUUCGCUGCAUCGGCCAGCAGGACUCCCUUGAAGAUAUGGAGGUCGAGGACGAGGUCACAAAGAUCAUGUAA